Molecule: messenger RNA, 1650 nt
Organism: Mytilus californianus (California mussel)
Lineage: Eukaryota; Metazoa; Mollusca; Bivalvia; Mytilida; Mytilidae
Product: L-rhamnonate dehydratase-like
Exons: 1
Coding region: 79-1374 (431 amino acids)
Biological process (GO): carbohydrate catabolic process
Molecular function (GO): hydro-lyase activity; magnesium ion binding
Source: RefSeq, a predicted model, not a curated record
AUUUACAUAGCCACGUACGUACUGAUAACUACACCUGUUAACCAUCGGAAGAUUGCAAUUCAUCAAAAAAGGUUCAUCAUGUCGAACAAUAAGUGCAGAGAUUUCCCCAGAAUUAAAGCUGUUCGAGCCUUUGUUACUGAGCAGCAGUCGCUAGGAGACCAGGGAGCCGACUGUCAUGAUGUGCAAGACGAUCACUGGAUUAACGGGUUCCCGACCCCUGUCGCUAAUCCAAUGUCGGGUUACGAACAGUAUUCAGCGACCAGAAAAUCAUGGGGUAUUAAUGCGCUUGGAUCCCUUGUAGUCGAGGUGGAAGCCACGGAUGGAACGACAGGUGUCGGGAUCACUAUUGGCGGAGAACCUGGGUGUUAUAUAGUUGAAAAACAUUUAAGUCGUUUUGUCGAAGGUCAAGAUCCUCGAGAUGUUGAGCUUAUUUGGGAUCAAAUGUUUCGUGCUACCUGGAAUUAUGGAAGAAAAGGUUUGUCUGUUCAGGCAAUAAGCGCCGUAGAUAUUGCUAUCUGGGAUUUAUUGGGAAAAAUCCGAAAGGAACCAGUUUAUGCUUUACUUGGCGGGAAAACAAAAGAUAGACUUCCAGUCUACUGUACAACAGCACGACCAGAUAUAGCUAAAGACUUUGGUUUCGUCGGUGCGAAAGUACCAUGUCCAUACGGGCCAGCAGCAGGCGAUGAAGGUUUCCGUAAAAAUGUGGAGUUCUUUAAGAAUUGGAGAGAGAAGGUUGGUCCAAACUUUCCGCUUAUGUUAGACUGUUACAUGGCUCUUACUGUGCCAUAUGCAAUUAAAUUAGCUAAAGAACUUGAAAAAUACGGGCUGAAAUGGAUGGAAGAGUUUCUACCACCAGAUAAUUACACUGGAUAUAACGAGGUUCGUAGCGCCUUACGCGGAAGUAGCGUAAUGUUGACCACAGCAGAGCAUGAAUACAGUAGAUACGGAUUUCAGCAACUAAUUACCGCAGGGUGUGUUGAUAUUCUGCAGCCAGAUAUAACUUGGCUCGGAGGUAUUACCGAGGCGCGUCGAGUGUGUGCCAUGGCUUCUCCAUAUGAUACAAUCAUAAUUCCCCAUGGAUCAAGCGUGUAUUCCUACCAUCUGCAGUAUGCGUUUCGGAAUUGUCCUGUAGCCGAAUUCAUAAAUCUUAGCCCAAAAGCAGACAAAAUUACACCAUAUUUUGGCAAUCUUUUCGUAGAUGAACCACUUCCAAAGGAUGGAUUUAUAGAUUUACCAGAUCGUCCAGGAUUUGGAGUUACUCUUUGUCAUGAUACUCUUAAACGUCCUUAUGAGCGUACAGAAAAACAGUCAAAGGAACAAGCAGACAAGAAUAUUAACAGAAAAGUUCCUGAAAAAGCUCACAUGCCUUUUUAAUAUCGUAUGUUCAACGGAUCCAAGCAGUUUACCAAACAACAUUGGUUUAAAUUGGACAAUCACUCCCGUAUCAUUUUUUUCCUUUUUAUCUACGUCUGGAAUAUAGUGCUGUUUCUGGCACAUGCUCAAGAAACUCUGAAUAUAAUGAUAUAUUCCAGAUUUAAGAUAUUUCUUAUUUAAAGUUUGUAAUUUGUAUAAUUCAUAUGUAUUUAUCUAAUAAUUGUACUGAUGUUUGCCUGCAAUGGGUUCCUCUAUUGGAAAUAAAUAUUAUCUAUA